AUGAGAACGUUCGCCGUCAUUGUCUACACCCUCUCCCAACUUGCGAGGUUCGCACAUGGUGCAGAGGACCCGCUUGGCGGAAUACUUGAAGACCUACUGGGCGAUGAGGGUGACAAUAAGCGUCGUCUAAUAUAUCGCGUAGUGUCCGCCGCCUUCCCCAUGGCACUGUUGAAUGAUCGACGGGAGGCCAGCUACUUCGAACGCAGCCGCAGGCUCCUCUCAUGA
This is a messenger RNA of Akanthomyces muscarius, 225 nucleotides long. RefSeq lists its product as uncharacterized. The record is from RefSeq and is a predicted model, not a curated record. NCBI's taxonomy places the organism in Eukaryota, Fungi, Ascomycota, Sordariomycetes, Hypocreales, Cordycipitaceae. The transcript has 3 exons. Bases 1 to 225 code for a protein of 74 amino acids.